AUGGCCACCGGCUCGUCGUCAGCCUCUUCGCUGCUCCAGCCAUCGUCCGCCUCUGAGAUGGCGCAAAUCAACCUAAACAUUCCAAUCGACGCUGCGCCGCGCGAGCUUCACGACGGCCUGCGAGAAAUUGCCAAACAUCACGCCCGAAGAGGAGCUAUACGAUUUGCCGAUAGAGCGGGCGGUGGUUGGUUGCCCGCAGGAGGAGAUAGUGACCCUGCCUCUGAGAAGGGCAAGGCACGUCAGUGGUGGUGGAAUGUAGCCUUCCAACACGAUGCAGACCUGCAGCCCGGCCAGCUCACCCUCGCGACGUCAUCCGAAUCUUUCGCGGCCAACACAACGUCGGGCUUCGUGCGAGACCCAUGGCUCAUCACGAUCCGCUUUGGUCGCAGCUGCGAAGCUUUCAGAGGGCUGGGCCGAGUCUUGGGACUCACUCGCUCCAUCACUCGCCCAGUCAGCUCAGCCUCGGCCCUUGCGACGCACCGCAAUCUUGUAGACUCCUCAGGAGCAUACACAUUAGACCCUCAGCUGGCCACGCAAGGCCUCAAUGUCUCCGAGCAAGCCCAAUUCGACACGCUAGGCACCAUGAUCGACGUGAGCCGCAACGGCGUGCUGACAGUGGAUAGCUGCAAGUACCUCUGUCGCAAGCUUGCCCUCUGGGGAUAUAACCACCUUCAACUCUACACCGAGGACACCUAUAAGCUCGAGGGGGAGCCCUUCUUCGGCUACCUUCGCGGCGGCUAUACGCAAGAGGAACUCAAGGAGAUAGACGACUACGCUUUCAGUUUGGGCAUCGAGUGCGUGCCCUGCAUUCAGACGCUCGGCCACUUGGGCCAGGUGCUGCAGUGGCCGCGCUUCCUCGCCAUGAGAGACACGACGGAGGUCCUCCUCGCUGAGCUGCCGCAGACGUACGAUCUUCUGGCCAAGAUGAUCUCGACAGCAACGGCGCCCUUCAGGUCGAAGCGUAUCCACCUUGGCCAAGACGAGACGCACGGCCUUGGGCACGGGCGAUAUCACCAGAUCUUUGGGCAGCACAACUACAAAGAGCCGACGCGCAUUUUCAUUGAACAUCUCCAGCGGGUGAACCAGAUCUGUACCGACCUCGGACUGGAGCCCAUGAUCUGGAGCGAUAUGCUCUUUUGUCUGAAUGCGAAGAACAACUCACUGCUGGGCUACUAUGACUCGGCUCAGCCUAGCGCGCCGACGGUCCAAGGCCUGCCACCAGAAUGCACUCUUGUCUACUGGGACUACUAUCACCUCCGCGAGGAAAAUUACACGGCUCGCAUCGAGUCGCACAAACUCCUCAACGAUGGCAAAGCCCCUUGGAUGGCUGCUGGCUCUUGGACGUGGACACGCUUCUGGACUGCUCUUCCCUUUACUUUUGCGACUUGCAGAGCUAGUCAGAAUGCUUGCAAGCGACCGGAGAGUGGGGUGAGGAAUGUUUUUCUGACCAUAUGGGGUGACGAGGGGAAUGAGGUCGACCUGUACUCCUCCCUGCCCGCAUGGGCGUACUAUGCCGACCACGGUUACACGUCAGAGAAGGAGGUUGACAUCCCCCUGCUGAAAGCCAAAUUCGACGGCAUCACGGGCGGCAACUUCGAUGACUUCGUCGUCGCCUCGCGUCUUGACGAUCCCAGUCCAGAGUCUCAAACGAUGGACGACCGAGUUCACUUUAGUCCUAACACUUCCAAGUGGAUGCUUUGGGAAGAACCCUUCUUCGGCUUCGUCACUCCCACCAUCUCCGCCUCCGGGCUCGACCUCGAGCACCAUUACCAACAGCUCUCCAUAUUUCUCGACACGCGACUCUCAACCCAACCCUUCCAAGGCGCCCCGGACCCGCCCGAUCACCCACCACGGAGCAUCCUCGACCAUCCUCUGAACGCUCGGCUACGAUUUCCAGCUUUGAUCGCCCGAGCUUUGUCUAUGAAGGCGAGAUUGAGGGAGCGAUUGAGUCUAGCGUACAAAGAAAAGGAUUGGGAUCAGAUGGAGUUGCUAGCAGGCAAGGGGAGUAGGGUGGAUGAGACGGAGAGUCUACUUGGAGAUUUGAGGGCUACCAUUAAGCAACUGCACGACUAUCAUCGCCAGCUAUGGAUGAGCAUGUAUCGGCCCUUUGGGUGGGAAGGGCUCGACUUGCGCUACGGCGGUUUGGAAGCCAGGCUAGAGACAAUGCAUUUGCGCAUCGUCAAAUUUCUGGAGCACGUGAGGCGACAGAAGGAGAGGGAGAAGGUCAGCGCAGCCAAGGCAAAUGGGGAGAGGAGCGCCGAAGUCGCUCUACGGGAGCUCGCGCUUAGGGAUACGGACGUGGAGGAAGAGGCUGCAGGGUGGCAACCGGAGGGUGGCAUCAUGCUGCGCGGGGAAGACGUCCAAGACUCCGGUGGACGUUACGACGAGACGGUCACCAGCCUUCCCGAGCUCGAGGUCGAGCUCCACGUCGCGUACCCGAGUGCGGAGCAGCUCCUGGAUUAUCAUAGAGUCAGCAGGCCAACGUACUGCUAG
Molecule: messenger RNA, 2493 nt
Organism: Jaminaea rosea
Lineage: Eukaryota; Fungi; Basidiomycota; Exobasidiomycetes; Microstromatales
Product: glycoside hydrolase
Exons: 4
Coding region: 1-2493 (830 amino acids)
Biological process (GO): carbohydrate metabolic process
Molecular function (GO): hexosaminidase activity
Source: RefSeq, a predicted model, not a curated record